Molecule: messenger RNA, 1147 nt
Organism: Salmo salar (Atlantic salmon)
Lineage: Eukaryota; Metazoa; Chordata; Actinopteri; Salmoniformes; Salmonidae
Gene: phs
Product: Pterin-4-alpha-carbinolamine dehydratase
Biological process (GO): tetrahydrobiopterin biosynthetic process
Molecular function (GO): 4-alpha-hydroxytetrahydrobiopterin dehydratase activity
Source: RefSeq, a predicted model, not a curated record
UGACUACAUCAAAAUGGUGAAAGUCCUCGACCCAUGCUAAAAUGGACUUUUGGGCACAUGAGUCCUCUAUCUCUAUGGGAAAUCUAUUGAAGCGAUAUGGAGAAAGCAAUGAAGCCUCCCCCAUUUUGAAAACCAGGGUGUUUGCAGUUAGGGUGAACGGUUCAGAAUGUUGCAGAAAUAAAUUGUAUUAAUAAAGCUGACACAAUUCCCAAUUCUACAUAACAGGCCAGUAAAAUCCAGGGUUUGAGUGAGGAGGAGAGGGACCACUUACUCCCCCUGCUACGGAACGCCCAAUGGGUGGAGGUUGUGGGAAGGGACGCCAUCUACAAAGAAUUCAUCUUCAAAGACUUUAACCAGGCCUUUGGCUUCAUGUCCAGGGUGGCACUACAAGCUGAGAAGAUGGACCAUCACCCUGAGUGGUUUAACGUGUACAACAAGGUCCAAAUCACACUCAGCACACAUGACUGUGGGGGCCUCUCUCAGAGAGACAUCACUUUGGCUACCUUCGUUGACCAAGCAUCGGUCCUCUAAACAAUUCGUGUCCUGCUGCCAUUUCAGCUUGUCAUUUCAAUUAGACAUUUAGUAGACGCUCUUAUCCAGAGCGACUUACAGUAGUGAAUGCAUACAUUUCAUUAUUUUAUUUUUUAUUCGUACUGGCGGAACCCAGAGCAGAGCCUGCCUAUUCAUCGCUCUCCAUACGUUCAUUCAGAUGACUAACCUUUAACAGGAAAUUAUCAAACAGGAAAUUGCAUCACAGAAUCCCAAUUAAUAUUUAAUGUUUACAGGUCACUUAAUUCCCAAACAUUUUGCUGGUGUGGUGUUUAUUGCUAAACUGAUGAAGCCAAAUAUACCUUUAAAAAAUUGCUUUGGUGGAAAGUGGAUUUAUUAGCAACCAGUGAUUAGCUAGUAAAAAUACCAUAUACUGUAUAUCAAACAUUCCUCUGUCUCCAGCUGAGCGGAAUCAGGUAAUUUAAAAUCAAGUGUCUAAUGUACAUAUUACUCUAGCUCGGACUCUCAACCUUUGAAAUCUAUUCGCUCAUUCCAACAUAUUUGCUAUAUAAAACACUGAUUUGUCUGUCUAGUCUGUGUCUGAAACGGUUGUCCUCUGUAAUGUUUUGUAAGUGACAAAUAGUUGUUUGAAUAACCA